Guillardia theta CCMP2712 is the source of this 2107-nucleotide messenger RNA. RefSeq lists its product as hypothetical. The transcript has 7 exons. Gene Ontology annotation, biological process: chloride transport; transmembrane transport. The coding region runs from base 209 to 2107 and encodes 632 amino acids. Gene Ontology annotation, cellular component: membrane. Gene Ontology annotation, molecular function: voltage-gated chloride channel activity. The record is from RefSeq and is a predicted model, not a curated record. NCBI's taxonomy places the organism in Eukaryota, Cryptophyceae, Pyrenomonadales, Geminigeraceae.
GGCGAGAGCAGGACGAAUGCUGACCAGCCAUGCACAGAAGAACCAAAGGACGAGGAUCAGAGGUAGAUCUUGACCGCCAAGAUCGAGGCAAGCAGCUGCAUACGCGUCUUUGCGCCCCGGAUUCUUGGGUGUCUUCCUGAAAAACUUCGAAACUUGAGUUACUUGACCUCCGCUGCUCACCCUCUUGCUGUCGGGGUCCUGAGUCAAGAUGAGCAUACCAGGCCUGGUGUCUGUGAAGCGGUGCAGGCUUCCAUGGAUCCCAACAGCUGCGACUUUGCUGUCCCUCUUGCACGUUGUGCACCCGUUGACUCUCCCACUCAGUUUGAGCCCCACGCCGAGGCUGUCUGGGCAUGCCCUGCUCCUCAAGAGCACAAGAUCGAUGGCGAACAGAGGGAUGUCUCGCUUGCGAAUGACCAUAACGCAGCCAAGGAAAGAUGAGCCCAACAACUUUCAAGAGAUUGGACUCAUCGGUGCUGCAGCGGUGGUUGGAGCGGGAUCUGGCCUGGCAGUGGUGGCUUUCAAGGAAGGGAUCAAGGCCAUGAGGGGAUGGACUUACCAGGGGUCGUAUGCUCAGCUUGUCCACAAUAUCGGCUCGUUUCUCCCGUCCUCCGGGCUGCCUAACAUGGAGGGUAUCAACCUCGAGUACAUCUGCUUCCCUGUGAUGGGAGGGCUGCUCACCUCGCUCUUCCUCUUGGUCCUCCGCAAGGACUUCGGGCCGGGCCUGACCGGUCAGCUCGAGGAGGUAGACCGAGGCGUUCCCAUCGACCCCGUCAGGUUCCUUGCCCGGCAAGUCUCCGCCGUGGCUGCCCUGGGCUCGGGAUGCUCCCUGGGACCUGAAGGGCCCUCGGUCGAGAUCGGGCUGACGGUGUCAAGAGCAGUCUCCAGCACGCUGGGGCUGGAUGCGUCCCUCAGGAGGAUCCUCGCCUCUGCUGGGGCGGCAGCUGGGGUGGCAGCUGGGUUUAACGCGCCUCUGACGGGCGUCGUGUUUGCACUGGAGAUCGUGCAGCCCACGAUCUCGAAGCAGGAGGAAGGCCUCCCCGACGCGAAGCUCACAACCGCGCAGAGGGCGGCCGCGGGAACCGUCCUGACGUCAGCAGCAAUCGCGUGUCUUGUCGCCCGGUCAGGCAUCAUGGUCUCCGAGCGGUUCAUGGUGAAGGAGUACUUCAUCGUGGACAAAUUCGCGGAGCUGCCGGUGUACAUGACGCUGGGAAUUCUCACAGGGGUGGUGGCGGCGAGCUUCCGUUUCCUCGUCAAUCAGUUCAGAAAGUUCUAUGCGGGAGAGGUUCCAGGGCUAGAGGGGAUGGCUCGAGUCCCGCGGGAGCUGAAGCCUUUGAUAGCUGCUUCCCUGUGUGGGGUGGUGGCGACCAAGUAUCCUCAAGUGCUUUUCUUCGGCUACGAGACGGUGAACAGCUUGCUCGCCGAGUCAGCGACUUACGUUGACGAUACUGAGACGCUCCUGACCCUCAUGGUCCUCAAAGUCACUCUCACCGCGUCCUGCGUGGCCAGCGGGCUCAUGGGAGGAAUCUUCGCUCCUUCCUUGUUCUUCGGAGCGACGCUGGGAGCAGCUUAUGACAACGUGAUGCGAGGAGACUUGGGGUUGGACAUCGCCAGCACGACGAGCUACGCGAUGGUCGGGGCCGCGGCGGUGCUUGCCAGUGUGUUCAGGGCUCCGGUCACAGGGAUCCUCUUGCUCUUUGAGCUCACGCGCAACUAUGACAUCGUAAUGGAGGAGACAGCGAGUGUGGCACAUGAGCUUACAAGCCCACGCAGCAUCGAGUCCUCUCAUCCUCAGCCAACUUGGGCCUGGUGGUGGCAAAAUUCCAACCCUGAGAACAACGGCUCUACAUCGGCGGCCGAGGACCCCGACAUCCUCUGGUCUGCACUCAAGGCAGGAGCGGACGAGGACGACAACAUCAGCUUGAGAAAACUUCUCUCCUCGCUCGAGACGCUGAGGGAGACAGGCAGCAUCGACAAGCACACCCUCGUGGAGAUGAUCCGGAAGCUGGGCUUCGACGAGGAGCACGAGAGCAUCCAGAGCCUGGGCGGGGGGCCUGGCGAGCUGGUGGACGAGGACGAGAUCGAGGACAACCAAGUUGAGCGCAAGUGA